UUUUAGAAACAAAUCUUAUGAAGAAGUGACUAAACAACUAAAUCCCCAGAAAGUUUUGCAAGCAUUACUACACAUUUUCAAGUUUCAUGUAUAUAUUUUUCGCAUAUCUCGGCAAUAAAUUAGAAAAAGUUCUGUAAGAUGCACUAUCAUCAUUUCAUCUUCCCUAUUUUUAUUCUCUUCAUUUCAUCUGGUUUGGCUGCUAAUCAGCAUAAAGCCGAAAUAGAAGACAAUGAAUUUGCCGAAUUUGAAGAGUUUGAUGAAGAUGAUGAAUUAGUUAUCAAAGAAGAUGAGAGUAUUAAACUUAAUGCUGAAUCCAAAGUCUCUCCUCCUCCACAAUCAUUUGAUGAUGAAGUUCAAAUAGAAGAAGAUAGUGAGGAAUUUGAGCACUUUCAAGAUGAAGAAGAAUUUGAAGGUUUGGAUCAAGAAGUGCCAUUAGUAAAGGGAAAAGCUUCUGAAAAACCUGAUCUUAAGAUAACUAAAGUUCCCCUUCAUCUUAGGAGAAACUGGGAGAGUUUUUACUUAGAAUUUUUAAUGAUAGCUGGUCUACUUGUAUAUUUCAUUAACUUCAUUGCUGGUAGAAAUAAAAACCAAAAAUUAGCCAUGGCAUGGUUCAACUCACAUCGCCAAAUCCUGGAGAAUAAUUUUGCUUUAGUUGGUGAUGAUGGCAAAAAAGAAAUUGAAAGUCCAGGAAUACAAAAAGAAUCUGAAAAUAUAUAUACAUUAUGGUGCAGUGGUAGAGUAUGUGUUGAAGGCAUGCUUGUAGAGUUAAAAUUUUUAAAAAGACAAGAUUUAGUUAGUGUAAUGGCUAAUAUGUUUCGACCAGCUUCAGAUCAAAUACUUAUUAAAGUGACAAUGAAUGCAGAUGCAAUGGAUAAUUUUGUUUUUUGUUUAGCUAACAAAAAAACUGCUGCCCGUUUACUGAAAGAAAUGAGUGAUUUAAGUACUUAUUGUCCUGAAAAGAAGAGUGUAGAUCGCCUUGGCAUACCUGAGAACUUUCUCAUGAUGAGUGAAUUGGGUGAAGCUUCAAGUGCCAUGUUAGAUAGCAAGUUAAUAACUGUUCUUCAAAAGUACUCUGAUUGUAUAGAUUUUAUUCAUUUUUCUGACCAAUUUUCUGGGCCCAAGGUUCAGGAUGAUGCUCAAUUGACCAAAUUGCCUGAUACAAAGAAAAUGUUACUGUUUGGAUUUAACAUUCCAGGCAAAGGGAAAACAACUCCAGAAAUUAUGGAAAAUCUGAAACCUCUGUUGCAGUUAGUGUUCUAUUCCAUUGAAAAGGUUAAAAGAUUUAAGCUGAGCAAAGAAGCCAAAGCAAAAGCAGAAAAGAAUCGUCAGCGUGUUGAAGAAGUGUUCCUGAAAAAUACUCAUGCUCAACGACAAGAAGCAGCCCAAGCUAGAAGAGAAGAAAAAAGGCGUGCUGAAAAAGAAAAAAUGAUGAAUGAAGAAGAUCCUGACAAACAGCGAAAAUGGGAGGAGCGUGAACAUCGUCGAGAAUUGAAGAGGAAAGCUCCUAAGAUGAAGCAGUUAAAAAUGAAAGCAAUAUAAUUUAUUUUUAAAAAAAAUUAUGCAACUAUUCCUAUUUGAAUAUCCCUAUUUUGAGGGAUUUGAAUAGUUGAAGUAUCAUUUUUGGAAGCAUGCUUUAGCUGAUAAAGUUUGUAUGAUCUAUAUAAACAUUUUGUUAAUAGCUUUAAAGAGAAAAAUUAAUUUAAAUUUUUAUGAAAGUUUUAGUGAGCAACUUCCUAUGUUAAUUAUAGGAGCGUGAACAUCGUCGUGAAUUGAAGAGGAAAGCUCCUAAGAUGAAGCAGUUAAAAGUCAAGACAUUGUAAUUUUUUUUUUUUUUUUUUUUUUUCAUUUAUUUCAUUGUAUUUAUACGGUUUGAAACAGAAGUUCUGUUAUGCAAUGAAAUGUUACUGAACUUAAUUUACUAAAAAUUCUAUUUAUGAGAAGUAUUGUGUGAGACAUUUGGAUUGUUUACACAUAAAAGAAUUGUAUGUUUCAGUUCAUAUGUGAUUAGUUACAUUUGUAUUUUAAAUUAAAAGAUUUUUUUAUUGAAAUAUAUCCAAUUUCUUAAUUGAACCAA
This is a messenger RNA of Argiope bruennichi, 2074 nucleotides long. RefSeq names its product PAT complex subunit CCDC47-like. Bases 139 to 1539 code for a protein of 466 amino acids. Lineage: Eukaryota; Metazoa; Arthropoda; Arachnida; Araneae; Araneidae. The record is from RefSeq and is a predicted model, not a curated record. Gene Ontology annotation, cellular component: endoplasmic reticulum. The transcript has 12 exons. Gene Ontology annotation, biological process: endoplasmic reticulum calcium ion homeostasis. Gene Ontology annotation, molecular function: calcium ion binding.